Molecule: messenger RNA, 1152 nt
Organism: Chara braunii
Lineage: Eukaryota; Viridiplantae; Streptophyta; Charophyceae; Charales; Characeae
Source: the annotation of a GenBank genome assembly
CGUCGUUAACGACUACUUCCUCUCCCAAGGUAACUGUCGUAGAAGUCAUACUACGUGCGAGUGGCUUUGUGUAUCGUUCGGUUCAAGCAGCAUGACUUCUAAUCUUGCCCCGUCGUCGUCGAUUGUCCGCAAUUGCUACAAUUGCGGGCAGCCUGAACAUUUGUCACGUUUCUAUCCUCUGCCUGACCGUAGGUUAGUUGGUAGCUUCACUGCGAACGUUAAUACCAGCACUGCUAUUGUACCUGCGCAAAGGAAUAUCGUAGUUACUUACCCAGCUACCGGGGUAAAUUAUGUUAAUUUCGGUUACGGCUAUGGUGGCGGCCUCAAGCCGCGCGUCGAAACGCUGGAGACAACAGUUACGGAACUGAAGGCCUACCGAGAUGCAGUUGUGGAACAAGAAAGGAUCAAGACAGAGGAAGAAAAAAUAAUCAAGAAAGAGAAAGAAGAUGAGGAGCGUCGUGCACGUGAGAAGAAGAAGACGGAGGAACUUCACCUGAAGAUCAACGUCAAUAUUGCGGAGCAACUCAAGCCGGUGCGUGAGUUACUCGAAACAAAAGCAGUUAAAGGAAGGGAAUGUGACGAGGUUGUGAAGCUACGACUUGAGAUUGAAAAUUUGAAGAUGGUACAAAAGAAAAAUAUUGGUGGGUGCUCAACUUCGGAGAGUGAUUUUGACCAGUACAAACGCGAACUUGAAGAGGAGCGAGGACGUGCGGACCAUAGAUUUGUGGUAAUGGAGGAAGAGAUUGCGAGACUGAAGAAAGCUAAUGAGGAGGUUCUGAAUUCUGCCGAAACCUGGAGGCUGGAGACUCUUCGGCCAGGGAAUAAGAGGGGAUGCGUGGCAGUUACUCCUCCUCCGAUACCAACGACCAGGACGAGGGCUCGGGUAACUCCGAAACAUUCACUACCAGUCGAUAGACAAAAGGUUCAAGAAAUGAUGGCUCAUCAGGAACAUCAUGAACAAGAAAUUGAGAGACUCAAAGAAUGGAGGCAUUGCAAACUGAAUGGGAGACAUGAGGCAGAGCAGGAGGUUGAUCGGUUGAAGGAUAAGUUAGUUCUUUUUUAAAUAGGGAAGAACACUCCGACUGCCUCCAACUUGAAAGCUCGGUUGGAUGGAGCCGCGGCGACCAUGUUGGAUAAAGGAAAGCGACUGAU